Molecule: messenger RNA, 1567 nt
Organism: Homalodisca vitripennis (glassy-winged sharpshooter)
Lineage: Eukaryota; Metazoa; Arthropoda; Insecta; Hemiptera; Cicadellidae
Gene: cora
Product: protein 4.1 homolog
Exons: 10
Coding region: 311-1552 (413 amino acids)
Cellular component (GO): cytoskeleton; plasma membrane
Molecular function (GO): cytoskeletal protein binding
Source: RefSeq, a predicted model, not a curated record
GCUUUUUAAAUUUUAUAUAUAAUACUGAAAUGAUAUUAAUUAGUUUAGAUACUGAACGAAAAAUAAAUAGAUUCUGAGAUCUAGUUUCUGUGCGGUAGAACGCGUCAGGUGUGAAGCGAAUUAACGCUAAAACAGAACUGCCAGUAUUGCUGUGUUUUAGUGUUUUGUUGAUGUUGACAUUGUUGUUGAGUGACUAGUGGUGACACCCAGCUCUGUUCUUUUUCUGGAGAUCGACGCAAGUCAGUACUUUAUAAAAUCUUUGUGUGUUGUAAUAUUUAUGCCUGGAUAAGACACAAUAGACGGAACAAUAAUGCCUGAAGAGAAGACAGAUGAGACCUCCCCAGCCAAAAAGGCAACUCCCAUUGCCAAAGGAAAGACUGUUCUGGCACGGGUCACUCUACUUGAUGGGUCUUUAGUUGACAUCAACCUUGAUAGAAAGUCCAAAGGGGAAGAUUUGCUGGAGAAGGUGUGUGAUCACAUCAAUCUUUUGGAACGUGACUACUUUGGCUUGACUUACGAGGACCGACACGACCCACGAAAUUGGCUUGAACUUGACAAACGAAUUGGCAAAUUUGUCAAAAAUGAACCCUGGAAAUUUAACUUUGAAGUUAAAUUUUAUCCACCUGACCCAGCUCAACUUCAAGAGGACAUUACAAGAUAUCAGCUCUGCUUGCAGAUCAGAAAUGAUAUUCUUAGUGGAAAAUUGCCUUGUUCAUUUGUGACUUAUGCCCUGCUUGGUUCAUAUUUGGUUCAAUCAGAACUUGGUGAUUAUGAUCCAGAAGAUAACAAGAACUCGUCUGACUACUUGAAAGAAUUCCGUUUUGCUCCUAAUCAAAGUGUGGAACUUGAAGAAAAAGUGAUGGAAUUACACAGAACACAUAAGGGCCAGACACCAGCGGAGGCAGAAUUGCACUACUUGGAGAAUGCCAAGAAGCUAGCCAUGUAUGGAGUGGACCUACACCAGGCUAAGGACUCGGAGGGUGUGGACAUCAUGCUAGGAGUCUGUUCCUCGGGCCUUCUGGUCUACAGAGACAAGUUGAGGAUAAAUCGUUUUGCAUGGCCAAAAAUAUUGAAGAUUUCCUACAAAAGACACAAUUUUUAUGUAAAAAUUCGACCAGGAGAAUUUGAGCAGUAUGAGUCAACAAUUGGAUUUAAACUGGCUAAUCAUAGAGCAGCAAAAAAACUCUGGAAAGUCUGUGUUGAACAUCACACCUUCUUCAGGUUAGCAUCUCCUGAGCCUGCUACCAAAGCUGGCCUGUUCCCUAGACUGGGCUCCAGGUUCCGAUACUCCGGCAGGACACACUUUGAGACUAAGAAGACAUCCAUUGAACGACCGGCACCUCAGUUUGAGAGGAGUCUGAGUGGCAGGCGCUUGACUUCCAGGAGUAUGGACGCUCUCGGUGUUCCUAGAGCAGAGUACAAUGAUGCCAGCAAGAGACACACAAUGUCCCACCCCCCUGACCAUAUCCCAGAGAUGGACAAUGAUAAGUUGGGAAAACUGUCACCUGCCAAGUCCAAGAUCAAGGAGAAGGUGAAAGAUAAGGCAAGUUAAAUUAUAUAUAAUAUU